CGGUCAGAACGGGAAGUCGCACCUAUACUUACAUGCGAGAUUUCGUACCUAAAAUUCGACCCUGUAGCCAUUUCUCCUUUCCUGCAAGGGAAGAGUCGUGUCAGAGAGUAAAAUAGAGCGAGAGAGCUCUCUCUGCACGGGCCAUGGCGCAGGUUCUGACGAAGGUACACACGCCCUACCAAUUCCUCUGCCGCCCCUCGCUGUCUUCCACGAAGCGGACCUCCCUCUAUGGCUCCCGCGAUGCCUUCCUUGGAAACUAUCAUCCUCGAUGGGCGGCUCUCCAGAAAGAGUUGGAGUGCGAGGGCCGCUACUCCAGCUUCUUUGCGGACGGCCGCAAGCAAGAGCAAGCUAGAAAAGCACUAGAAGGUGCCCUCGGCGAGAAGAAAACUGAGUUUGAAAAAUGGAAUAGAGAAAUCGAGAAGAGGCAGGAAAAGGGUGGUGGAGGUGCAUCAGGUCGAGGAGGCUGGUUUGGAGGUGGUGGUUGGUUUGGGUGGUUCGGUGAAGAGCACUUCUGGGAGGAAGCACAGCAAGCAAUCCUUGCUAUCAUUGGCAUUGUUUCCUUGUAUCUCCUGCUAGCAAAGGGCAAUGUGAUGUUUGCUGUCAUCUUCAAUUCGUUGCUGUUUGUAUUGCGAGGUGCAAGGAAUUGGUUGACAUUUAUUUCAUCAUGGUUUACUGGAAAAGCCUUUGCACCUGUUUCUGGAUCUGGACCCAUGAAUCAAAUGGUGAGCAACACAUACCAGACCGAAAUGUCUGCCAAAGAAAGAGUUGUGCGGAAAUGGGGGAUGGAUUAAUAUCGUUAUUGUUUCUCCUUCAUUGUGGAAGUGACACUGUUUCUGCCUGCUAAUAUGGUGCAAGAUGAGGCUGACUAGUGUCAUGCCAUGAAUGGUAGCUGUACGAUACUCGAGUUUGUCGGUGAUUUUGUAAUUGAUGUUUAGUAUGAGAAAAGAACCAUUU
Messenger RNA from Elaeis guineensis (African oil palm), 954 nucleotides. RefSeq lists its product as uncharacterized. The record is from RefSeq and is a predicted model, not a curated record. NCBI's taxonomy places the organism in Eukaryota, Viridiplantae, Streptophyta, Magnoliopsida, Arecales, Arecaceae.